This is a messenger RNA of Schizosaccharomyces japonicus yFS275, 2009 nucleotides long. Its product is annotated as hydroxymethylbilane synthase. The transcript has a single exon. Gene Ontology annotation, biological process: tetrapyrrole biosynthetic process; porphyrin-containing compound biosynthetic process. Gene Ontology annotation, molecular function: hydroxymethylbilane synthase activity. The coding region runs from base 552 to 1559 and encodes 335 amino acids. Lineage: Eukaryota; Fungi; Ascomycota; Schizosaccharomycetes; Schizosaccharomycetales; Schizosaccharomycetaceae. The record is from RefSeq and is a predicted model, not a curated record.
CACCCUCAGGGUGGAACCUGUCCUCUCCCAACCACUAAAGUUAUAUUAUAGCCGGCACCCUGUACCGAAACCGGGUUUUUUCAUCGAAUUCCGCUCAUUCUUUUAUCGGAAACAGGCUUGGACUCAUGUUUUUGGCUGGAGUUUCGUCUUAAUCGCUUAAAAGUUUUUGUUUCUAACUAGUUCGGCACAUUUUCUGGCCACGGCGCUGUCCCGGUUUGCAGCUGUCAUUUUCCUGACUCUAGGUCUAAAGGCCGAUUACUGUUGAUAAAUAAGCUUCGCGAAAAAAAAUCGCAAUUAGACUGUAAUUUGGAUCGUGUUCGUGUCAUUGACAGGAUUCGUUUGCUUCCUUGGCAUUUUUUCUUCUUGUUUAUAUCAAAAAAUACGCAAAUUCGCGUCAGGUGAGAGAGUUCCUCCUCCUUACCUCCCACUAACUACAUUUCAUUCCACUUCAUUUCUUUUCGUUGGGGAAUUUUUCUUCUCCGGAGGUGCUGCUACGAGUGACCCCCCUUGUACUAUAAUUCUUCCUCUCUUCGUUUCCUUGUGCAGCGGAUAUGCCCUCUAUAAUUGGAAUUAAUGCAACAUUUCCGCUUGGGUCUCGCAAGUCGAAACUUGCUCUCAUUCAAACGAACCUCGUGUUGAAGCAGCUGAAGGAACUGUAUCCCGAAUAUAACUUCCCCAUCCUUUCCCGUGAUACUGUCGGCGAUGAGAUUAUUAAUAAGGCUCUGUUCGAGUUCAAGACACAAAUGGCGAAGUCGUUGUGGACACGUGAACUCGAGGUCCUGCUAAUGCAUGGUGAAUGCCGCAUGCUCGUGCACAGUUUGAAGGACUUGCCCACCGAUCUUCCAGAGGGUAUGACGAUCGCGUGCAUCACCCGACGUAGUUGUCCCCUGGAUGCUGUUGUUAUGCGUGCUGGUUCCCCUUACAAAAGUGUCUCUGAACUGCCUCCCAACAGUGUCGUGGGUACCAGCAGUAUUCGUCGACGGGCUAUGCUUCAGCGCCACUUUCCGCACUUGAAGUUUAGGGACAUUCGUGGAAAUGUCGGUACCCGUUUGGCGAAGCUGGAUGCCCCUGACUCGCCCUUUGACUGUCUCAUUCUCGCUGCUGCCGGUCUAAUUCGAUUGAACUUGAAGGAUCGUAUAACGCAAAUGCUGCAAGCGCCUUUUGUUUUUUAUGCCGUCGGCCAGGGCGCUCUAGCCGUAGAAGUCCGCGCUGAUGACACAGAAAUCAUUGAGUUAUUGAAGCCUCUCCAGGACAUGGAGACUACGUAUUCCUGUUUGGCUGAACGUGCUCUGAUGAAGCGUCUGCAGGGCGGUUGUGCUAUACCCAUUGGUGUGGAAACGCAAUGUCUUCCUUUGUCAAAGGACAAGUACAGCGUUGUUUUGCAGGGCAUGGUGGUGUCUUCAGAUGGCACUCGCAGUGCUUACGCGUCGGAAUUCAUGGAAGUGUCUUCGGAAAAAGACGCAGAGCAGCUAGGCAUGAAUGUUGCUACAGCACUCUUAAAAAGAGGCGCUGGUGCUAUUCUCGAAGAGCAUCACCGAAGCGAGAGCGACAGUAAUUAGAAUUUUGUUAUCUGUUGAGCUUCGCCUUUGUCUGUUGUUCCCCUUUACCUCCUUCCUACCUUUUCUCCGUUUUGUCUUGAUGAUUUUUACAAAAAAACUUAACAACAAGUUUUCGGUCUGUUGUUUGCGACUACAUUUACAUCGUCCUUGUAUAUUACUGUAUAUGAACACAUGGCACGUUCUAUUUUGCCUUGUUUAGUUCCUUAUAUGGCGUGUGUCCUUUUGUUCACGCCACCUCUCGUCUCCUAUCUUUUUGUCUUUCUACACGACUCAUCCACCUGUUACUUUUUGGUUUGGCUUGGGGAGUAUAGAAAAGACUUGUACAACUAUAUUUUUUGGAGUUCGCGGAAGCCUGUUUGCUUCCGUGUUGUUACACUUCUUUUGACGAUUAUCUUUCUCUAGAGAACAACGUUCGUUUAAGUAUUUUGAGAAUGUAUUUUUUUGUACUCA